Messenger RNA from Arctia plantaginis, 738 nucleotides. The record is from the annotation of a GenBank genome assembly. Lineage: Eukaryota; Metazoa; Arthropoda; Insecta; Lepidoptera; Erebidae.
AUGCUUCAAUCGUUAUUACAACCAAGGGAUAAUCAGAGGCCGAAGAUGAUCGGUGCGAUGCCAGCGGUGGCUGUGCGCCACGAACGCCGGCGCGCAGAGAAGCGAAACACUGCUGCAUUAGGGCGGAGACCCUCGCAACUGCCCCUGCAGAUUAACCGCCCACUGGACGCGGAUGCCACGCCUUCACCAGAUCAUCACCGUCUAAGAAAUGAGCUGUAUGUUUGCGGCAGGGUGAGUGAAGUGGCUGCUCUGCAUGCAGUGGUGGGAUCUUUGCUUCUCGGGAUUGUGGUACUGGUAGUGGGGUUGGUGCAGUUAUCACCGGGUGCGGAAGCAGCUCAACACCGCUACUAUCUAAUGGGCGCUGGCGCUGCGCUUGUUGGUGCUGGGGUCCUUGGAGCUGUGCUAAGGUGCAUUUGUCUACAUUGGUACAACCGCAAACUGCGCGAAGAAGCCGAAGAGGACCUGGAACCGACGACACAACACAAGAACGGAGUCAGCACAGUGGAAGACGGCCACGAUCACAAGGGCGGCCACCAUGAUCAUAAAGGAGGUCAUGACCAUAAGGGUCACGAAAACAAGGCAAGUCACGAUCAUAAGGGUGGCCACGAGCAUAAGACAGGACACGACAAGGUUAUUCACGAGGCUAAAUCUGAGCAAAAACCGAAGCUGAAAGCUCAAGCCAGCGUCGGUCGCGACGUGGAUCUCAUUAAGCAGCCGUCUGCCGCCAGCGACACCUAA